This is a messenger RNA of Ahaetulla prasina, 499 nucleotides long. RefSeq names its product mitochondrial ribosomal protein S21 (gene MRPS21). Gene Ontology annotation, biological process: translation. The transcript has 2 exons. Gene Ontology annotation, cellular component: ribosome. Gene Ontology annotation, molecular function: structural constituent of ribosome. Lineage: Eukaryota; Metazoa; Chordata; Lepidosauria; Squamata; Colubridae. The record is from RefSeq and is a predicted model, not a curated record. Bases 145 to 408 code for a protein of 87 amino acids.
AAUCGGUGGCGUUGCCACGGCGACCGGGCGGGGCGCCAUCCUCCUGCGGGCGUUUCCGCUUCCGGCGGAGAUGGGCGGGCGCUUCCGCCCAAUUCCCCGGGCGAGAGGCGCUUCCCGGCCCCUUCGGAGGUCCGCGGGGUCGACAUGGCGCACCACGCCAGGUUCCUCGCCCGGACCGUGAUGGUCCCGGGCGGAGACGUGGAGCUGGCCUACCGCGUUCUCACCAGAGUCCUGACCAUGGAUGGGAUUAUCGACCACGUGAAGCGCAAGCGGUACUACGAGAAGCCGUGCCAGAAGAGGCGGCGGGAGGCCUACGAAGCGUGCCGGAGAAUGUAUAACUCCGAAAUGGGCAGGAAGAUCAACUUCCUCAUGAGGAAAAACCGCCCGGAUCCUUGGCUCGGUUGCUGAGGAGCCCCGGGAGGCUCUCGAAGGGCGGAGGCGCCUGCUCGCUUCGUUGAAUUUGGAAAGUGUGUGAAGCCAAUAAAAUCCGUACGAAGUU